Molecule: messenger RNA, 1517 nt
Organism: Babjeviella inositovora NRRL Y-12698
Lineage: Eukaryota; Fungi; Ascomycota; Pichiomycetes; Serinales
Exons: 1
Coding region: 93-1178 (361 amino acids)
Biological process (GO): fatty acid metabolic process
Molecular function (GO): fatty-acyl-CoA binding
Source: RefSeq, a predicted model, not a curated record
CAGAUACAAGGAUCGUGGCACACACGCAAAUUCGUUCAUUAUACGAGCUAUAUCAUUUAGAUAUACCCAUAUUACCCCGAUCCUACCCCCAAAUGUCCGAUUCUAUCGACCGCGUGUUUGUACAGGCAAUAUCCACCAUCAGGACCUUGUCCACGAGAUCAGGCUACGGGUCCUUGCCGCGGCCGCCGGUGGAAAGCAGGGUCCAUUUGUACGGACUCUACAAGCAGGCCACAGAAGGUAAUGUGGAGGGUAUCAUGCCCAGACCGCGUGGGGGGACCCCCUCGGACCUCGCGGCGCAGCGCAAGUGGGACGCGUGGAAGGACGAGGCGAACCUCUCCAAAACUGAGGCUAAGCGCAGAUAUAUCUCCUUCUUAAUAGAGACCAUGAAGACAUACGCAUCGGGUACCCACGAGGCGCGCGAAUUGUUGGGCGAAUUGGAGUAUCUCUGGGACCAGAUCAAGGACAUCAUCCCGACACCUUCGCCGGAGAUCCCUACCGCGCGUGAUGGGCACUUCCGCGGCGGCAGUGAUUCAGCAUUUGGCGAUUUUUCUGCGUUCCACACCGGCCGUAACACUCCGAUGGCACAUGGCCAGCUCCAGAUGUCCGCCACGUCGCGCACGGGGUCAAUGUAUUACACGGGUGGGCGCUCUGAGACGUACCGCACAAAUCCUGUGCCACUCCUGCCAUCGCGCGCUUCCGAGCCGUCCACGGGGCCGCCUGCGGACGCGGCCAUGCAGAAGUGGCAGGAAGAAGUCUGCAGCGUGAUUAACCAGCUCUCGCGCGAGAUAUAUACCAACCGCCAGUACAACUCGAUCUACGGUCACAGUCGCGCACGCGAGCUGCCGAACGAGUUGGACCCGUACGCGGGCUUCACGCCACGCCAGGCUGCAGUGCUCAAGGCUGCGAAGGCCGCGCGCACGCUCGUGGGACCCUUUCUCCGCACAUUAACUGUCAACGCCGUGCUCUUUGUCAUUGGUGUGUGGAUCAUCAAACGCAGCGUCAGGAUUGUCAGUGCGCGCGACCCUGUAUCUGGGAAGGACCGUAAGAAGUUGGUAUUUCCUCUAAGUGCUGACGACUUCCAGAGCCAAGGCUUUCUUAACCGUGUGUUUUUGAAGAUUGUAUGGCGCGUGUUUGAGUUGGGAUUCGGCGUGAAGGGUAUCGCGAUUGAUGUUGUGUGAUAAUUCGAUGGUUUUUGAAGAGGAGUGUAGGACUGUAAGUGAAAAGAUGGGUUUUAAGGCAGAUUUUAGAGAUAUAGAGCGUGUUUCGGGCAGAAGUCAGGCAGCUAGACUAUCCUCGAAGGGGUUAAUGGGGAUCUUGAAUGUCAAUUCUAGUGCGGGAUAUUUCAGUUAUACAAGGGGUAAAUUUAUGUGGCAUCCGCCUGGUAUGCCUACGAUAACCAAUAACGCAGCUAGGUAAGGGUUUCUUUUCGUCUACGAGUUAGCGAUGGAUCCACGCUAGUAUAAAAGUUAAGAUAUCGCUACAUCUUGAGUAGCCAGUAGGGAUACCUUGGCUCAAAU